AUGUACAGAAACAGGACAGUGCUCAGUGAAUUCUUUCUAAUAGGAAUCCAGACCCAUAAUGUUCCUUCUAGAAUCCUCUUUUUUGCGAUUUUGCUUUUUGUCUAUACGACGACUGUAACCGGAGACUUCUUGAUCUUUGUUCUGGUGUCAACAAGUCAACGCCUUCAACACCCAAUGUACUUCUUCAUAAAACAAUUGUCUUUGUCAGAAAUAGUCUUCACCACAAACAUUAUCCCUAACAUGUUGGGUAUCAUUUUACUAAAAGGUGGCGUGAUAUCUUUUGUCGGCUGUAUUUCACAAUUCUACAUCUAUAUCGCCUCAGGGAGUGUGGAAUCUCUUCUUCUCACCGUUAUGUCAUAUGACCGAUAUUUGGCCAUCUGUCACCCAUUACAGUACACCUACUUGAUGGGUCUUCAACUUUGUCGUAACUUAACUUUUUUAUGUUGGACUUCAUGUUUCUCCUUGGUUCUCAUAACCAUUAUUCUUAUAUGUCGACUGGAUUUCUGCGGCCCUAACGUCAUUGACCAUUACUUUUGUGAUUUUGCACCCCUGGUAGAACUCGCUUGCUCAGAUACAACAAUCUUGCGAAUGGAGGUCAUUGUGCUAUCCAUCCCAAUAGUCUUGUCCACGUUUCUCUUCAUUAUUGUCAGUUAUAUCCGUAUCUCCACAGCUAUCUUAAAAAUAUCGUCCAACAAUGGGAGACAGAAAGCUUUCUCCACUUGUAGUGCCCACUUGGCAUCUGUCUGCUCAUAUUAUGGUCCUCUUGUAGUUAUUUAUCUUGUACCUUAUCGAAAAAAUUCCCUUAACGUUAACAAAUUUUUGUCGAUUUUGUACACGGUUGGGACCCCAUUUUUUAACCCCUUAAUCUACAGUCUGAGGAACCAUGAGAUCAGAGAUGUAUGGAGGAAGUACUUUAAUGUGGCCAUGGCUUAG
Molecule: messenger RNA, 933 nt
Organism: Spea bombifrons (plains spadefoot toad)
Lineage: Eukaryota; Metazoa; Chordata; Amphibia; Anura; Pelobatidae
Product: olfactory receptor 6N1-like
Exons: 1
Coding region: 1-933 (310 amino acids)
Biological process (GO): G protein-coupled receptor signaling pathway
Cellular component (GO): membrane
Molecular function (GO): G protein-coupled receptor activity; olfactory receptor activity
Source: RefSeq, a predicted model, not a curated record